AACUCAACACAACGGCUCCUCCGUUCCUCUCAAUGUAGUAGGGGCGUUUGGCACUGACAUGGAGCUUGCAAGAGCUAUUCGCGAUGUCAACAAGUCCCCCAAUCUGCAUAUUGGGCAAUCAAGAUAAUGUUAGUGUGCAAAGACUUGCUGUAUGCCACCAGUUAUACAUGAAGACUUAGAAUGCGAUCUUUGCUGUGGGCUAUUUUGACCAUCACGUUUUAUCUUGGGAUUCUAAUACAGCAAUCGAAAGCAUGUUUCAGUAAUAAUAAGGGCGACGGCAGCAUUAGCCCCAUCAUUCUGUUAGCCAACGAUGAUCCAAGAACGUUGUCAUCUCCAGGAUACCCUAUUUCAUACAGACCUGGAACACAAUGCAUGUGGGAACUGCAGGCCGUUAAACUCUAUGCCAGGGUCAAGGUCACGGUGCUUAGCAUGGACCUUCUUACUACAGUACCAACCAUGUGUCUGCACAAUGUCAGUCUGUACGAAGGAUAUCAUGGAGGUGUUUCCCAGAUGUCUCCUGCGGUUAUCUUAUGCAACAAGGACACUACAGAGUUCCUCAGCAAGGGACCAGAUGUGACAGUUGUCUUCAAAACAAAUAAGCUUGGUUCAGGGAAAGGCUUCCUACUAGAAUAUAGUCAGGAUAAUACGCUGCAAGAAAAGUCAGAUCCUGUACCAAUUUUUGUCGGAGUGCUGGGAUUCUUAGGAGUCAUAAUAUUCUUAGUCGUCUGUUAUGCAUUGAAGAAGAGACAGGCGAACCAAAUGGCCCAGCGGGUGCCUCAACAUCAGUUUCCAAGACCACCACCCAGAGACUUGGCUCGACCUUUCCUUCCAAACAAUGAUGUAACCCACACUGACAAUACCUCCAGUAAUACUCGGAAUACAAAUAACAGCAGGGCCAGGAACAACAACCUGCCACCAACAUACCAGGAAGUGUAUAUUAGACCUUCAACAGGGACUGAUCUGGAGCCAUCAGCCCCUCCCAUGCCAUUACCACCAAGUUAUGAGGAUGCAGUUAGCAAGGGGAUGAUUCUGGGUGAUAGAGAAACACGGCUUUGACGUCACUUGUACUAGGAUGUUUAAUCCCAAAUGGAAAACGUCAUAGUAAAAUAUUAAGUUGUCAUAUGACAUGUGUUAAUACCAAAGAUAGGACUUUAUGGAUAUCAUCUUCUUGUUUAUUGCACAGAGAUAUGUUUUGGUGUAGAUUCAUACACCAUUGUCAAGCUAAAGUGACCUGACCCCCUACACCAUCACCUCAAUGCCCAACAUCCAUGUAUCAAGUUUACCAUAGAGACAGAGAACAAUAACAAACUUCCCUUCAUAGAUGUUCAUAUAUCCGGAGACCUCAGCAAAAAUGAUUCGAACCCAUCCAUUCAGUAUAUUAGUUUCAAUUCUAACCCACUCCCUGAAACUAAGUCUUGCUUCAUCUCAACCCUGACCCUGAACAUGAGCAAGUCAUCUAUAGCAUAUGUUCACCAAUCUGUACCAGUAUCCUACCAAGCUAUUGAUGAGAACCAUUUUAACCACUCAAGUCGAAAUACAAACCAAAUCUAGCCCCAUCAAAAAACCUCUACCGUACAUUGGCAAAACUUCUCAUCAAAUCAGCAGACCAGUAAGUAACAUAGGCUCAGUAUUAUUUGUUACACUGCUAUACUGAGUGUAACAAGACCUUGUCAGGUAACCUUUGAGCGAC
Messenger RNA from Haliotis rubra (blacklip abalone), 1690 nucleotides. RefSeq lists its product as uncharacterized. Lineage: Eukaryota; Metazoa; Mollusca; Gastropoda; Lepetellida; Haliotidae. Bases 181 to 1056 code for a protein of 291 amino acids. The record is from RefSeq and is a predicted model, not a curated record. The transcript is spliced from 5 exons.